AUGCCUAUGGCGUAUCAUCUGAUAAUCAUCAGAGGGGUUGUAGGCUCUAAAGUUGGUAGCUCUAUUGCUAUUGAUGAUGUCUUCAUUCAAGCACUUGAAAAUAAUUGCUUUAGUCAUGAAGGCCAGCAUUAUCGAGGUACAAUAGCUGUCACUUCUGAUGGCUACACAUGCAAAAAUUGGAAUUCGGACUCUAUUACAUCCGUGUCAUUGGCUUUAUUGAAUCAUUCUAUUGAGCACGAUUUAUCAUCUAAUUACUGCCGUAACCCAUUCCGUAAUCGAUUAAAGCCCUGGUGUUAUAUUGAAAGCAACCUAACUAAAUUAUCCUGGCAAUAUUGUAAUGUGCCUACUUGCAACUUUUCCAAAAUCACAGUGACAGCAUAUCCACUAGGAAAUAAAUACCCUAUCAAGAUUGUUCAAAAAGAUGGGCAAGAUAAACUAAUUGGUCGACUUGCAAUUUAUUACAACGGACGAUGGGGAAGUAUCUGUCUUAAGGGCAUGACUGCAAAUAUUGCUAGCGUAUUUUGCCGACAAGCAGAAUAUGGAAAUCAAGGAUCAAUCAUUACAGUUUUAAAUCAAACCAAAACUACCGGGACAAUAUGGCUACGUGGGUACGAUAUUAAAUGCCCAUCCUAUUCAACUGAUCUGACACAGUGUAUUCUGGGGCCAUGGAAUGCCAGCCGUUGUUGCAAUCAUUCUGAAGAUGUUUGGAUAAAAUGUUCUCAAUCGAAUCUGAUCGGUCAUCAACCUUCGAAAGCUUUUAGUAAUGAUAGCUAUAAUCAUUCAACCGCAACUAUUGAUACAAUCGUUUAUAGAGCAAAUAAUGAGGAUACUUACGUUAUUGGCAUUGCUUUGGGUUGUGUCAUUAUCGGUAUUGCUAUCAUUGCUUGGCUGUUAAGGUAUUACAUCAAAUGUAAUCAGAGAGUUAGCGCAAGUGGAGGCGCAGUCCAAUGGUCUGCGAAUAAUUUAACUGUUGCCACUGCUACUUCAAGUGUUAUUAAUCGUCCGACCACAACAAAUUCCAGUGAUGCUGAGCUAAGGACCAUGUAUGCAUCUUCAAUAACCGGUGUCAUUACGCCAAACGCAAGCUUUGCAGCCCCAUACCAACCUCAUUAUGAUCGUAAAAUGAGUCGUAUGACAGAUGUUGUUUCUCUACCUCCAAGUUAUGAUGCUGUCAUGAAAAUGAAGUUUCAGCAGAGAAAGGGAAGGCAAGGGAAUGGAACAACUUCGACAUAA
Messenger RNA from Trichoplax adhaerens, 1233 nucleotides. RefSeq lists its product as uncharacterized. Bases 1 to 1233 code for a protein of 410 amino acids. The transcript has 8 exons. NCBI's taxonomy places the organism in Eukaryota, Metazoa, Placozoa, Uniplacotomia, Trichoplacea, Trichoplacidae. The record is from RefSeq and is a predicted model, not a curated record. Gene Ontology annotation, cellular component: membrane.